UUCUUGUUAUUAUAUUUCGUAACUACCUCGCUACUAUUUUCAUUUAUCUCUUGCAUUUUUCUGCAAAUAAUAAGAAUAAUAAAUUAGAAUGAACAUCGGUAAGCUGCUCGCUCCAUUGAGGAGCACCACAUGGUCGGUGCGCAGCUAUGGAAAGCAUAACAAGAAAUUUCUGUACAAGAAUGGUCAGAAAUUCGAGGGUAUAACAUACUAUCCAAGGACUUCAAAUCACCAGGAUCCACCAGUAGAGCCGGCGAAACUAUUCCGGGUGCAACGAAUUAAGCCGGUGAAGGGUAAUCCCUACUGGGAAAAGCGCAUUCUUAAGGACCUGGGACUCGAUGGUAAACAAAGCGACUUUACGGUAGUCAAAAACAUACCAGAGAACAAUGCCCGUCUAUGGAAGAUCAAGCAUCUGGUUAAGGUGACACCGGUGACCUUUCCCUAUGGAGAACCCACUGCCCAGGAUGUUCGGCAUACGAUACUGAAGGAGAAUGGCGAGUGUUUGGUGACAAAGGACCUGGGACCCAUAGAAACUCGUCUGGAAGCUCGUCAGGAUUACGAUGACCAGCCGAAUCGACUGGAUACCGAUUUGCUGCGCAAAGAUGCCCGCCUCAAAUGGCUAAAUCCAUGGUAGAUAAAUGAACAUUUUACUUUAUUCGUAAAUAUAUUUUUAAAAUACAAAACAAAA
This is a messenger RNA of Drosophila eugracilis, 685 nucleotides long. It is a transcript of the gene mRpL30, whose product is annotated as 39S ribosomal protein L30, mitochondrial. The record is from RefSeq and is a predicted model, not a curated record. The coding region runs from base 89 to 631 and encodes 180 amino acids. Gene Ontology annotation, molecular function: structural constituent of ribosome. Gene Ontology annotation, biological process: translation. The transcript is spliced from 2 exons. Gene Ontology annotation, cellular component: large ribosomal subunit; mitochondrion. NCBI's taxonomy places the organism in Eukaryota, Metazoa, Arthropoda, Insecta, Diptera, Drosophilidae.